Molecule: messenger RNA, 2188 nt
Organism: Parnassius mnemosyne (clouded apollo)
Lineage: Eukaryota; Metazoa; Arthropoda; Insecta; Lepidoptera; Papilionidae
Source: the annotation of a GenBank genome assembly
AUAAGAGGCAAGCAUUUUGUGCAGUUCAACUCGGCAGCUUCCAAAGAACGUUUCAAAUCGCAAUCAUAUUUUUAUCAGUAUCGCUAAAUAAAGUUUAUACAACAGUUUUGUGCGCGACGGUAACUGUGGGAAUGUUCUUAUUAUGAUUUUAUAAACGUGAUAAACGUUGGAUGUAAUAAACGUGUGUUUAUAUUGAUAAGUGGAAAGACUUAUAAGGAUUUGCAUGGUUAUAAGUUUUGAAUAUAUUUACUUCGUUAAUAUUUAUUUUAGUGAAUAUAGAUUUAUGACGUAUAUUUAUUGAAGAGUUGUUAAGGUAAGGUCUAAAGUUUUAUUUAACUAAAAUAUACCUAAAUGUGAUUAUUUAACAAAAUAUAAUAAAUAGAUUUUUAUUAGAAAAAGCUAUAAAAAUUACGUCAUAAUAGGUAUUUCCGUGUGUAUAAAACUCAGAAGCUAAAUUGGUAAGGUGGAUAUUUUAUUUUAACUAGACUUUAUUUUAUAUCAUAUCACAAUCUUCAAUCGGUGUUUUUCUUCAUAGAAUUAAAAUGCUUUGAGCGGGAUAUAUGUACCGCUUUAACUAGUCCUCAAAGUUUAAAUUAUUUAAGAUUUUAUUCUUAAUAAUAUAAACAACUCUAGUCAAUGCUGUUGAUAUUUGAUCGAAUCUUCAAGUUAUGUUUUAAAGUUGUGAAGUAAAAUAUCGUGAGUGAACCUCAAUUUUGGGGAAAUCAAUAAUGCUUAGAGAAUUUAAUAAGACGAACUUUAUUUAUACAUAAAGUUUUUUUUUAUUUAUACAUAAAGUUCGCCCCCUCACGAAUUAGCGCGAAAUCUUUCUCUCGUAAGCUCUCCCAGAAUUGUUAGGAGUCUGGGCCCCUAUGCAUAUUACUUCGGUAGCUAGAAUAAAAUGUUUACUCUGCCAUAAUAUAAUAACUAAAAAAAUGUGAAAAAUGUGCAAAAAUGAUCAAUACUUAGUAUAUACUUUAACAUAUACUUGCUUAACAAACUAUAUAAUUUAUAUCAGAGAUUUUUAUUUUCACGUCCCUUUUACUUUUCGAUUACAUGAUUUUGUUUUUAAAUAUCUAAUGCCAUAUUACAUUCAUAAAAAACUAAAUCAUAUUUAUGAUGUAACUUGUACGUAGGUCAAUGUUAGUUUACUCGUAUGUUUGAGAUAACAAUAGCUAGCUCAUUAAUAUAAAGACCGAAAGAUUCAAGUAAUUCAAUUUAUAUAAACUUAUAAUUAAUAAAAACAUAUUUUUCUUUUCAGUAAAGAAAGUGGAGUUUAUCACAAUGUUCCUAAUUGCGCUCGUUUUUUCGACGAUAUAUGGCAUCACUAUUGGCGUGCCAGCAAUAUUACCUGCCGAAAACGAAGUAAUGACCCAUAACUUUCCAUUCGUGACGAGGUUGGAAUGGGGAGCGAGAACACCGAUACAGAAGUCAUCGCUGCCAAUUCCUGUGCCUUAUGUCGUGAUCCAUCACUCGUACACUCCUCCCGCCUGCUAUGAAUCAGCGCAGUGCGAAAAUGCUAUGCGGUGUAUGCAAGAUUUGCAUAUGGACUGCAGAGGAUGGUGGGAUAUAGGAUACAAUUUUGCAGUGGGCAGUGAAGGCGUAGCUUACGAAGGUCGGGGCUGGGACAUACAAGGAGCACACUCAUUAUAUUUUAAUAGUAUUAGCAUCGGAAUAUGCUUAAUCGGUGACUGGACAAAUUCGUUGCCACCGACGGAGCAAAUCAAAGCAGCCAAGUCUCUUAUUGCGCAGGGCGUUGAACUCGGCUUCAUCAGACCAGACUACAAAUUAAUAGGGCACAGGCAAAUACGCAAGACGGAAUGUCCUGGAGCCACAUUAUACCAAAACUUGAAGACUUGGGAUCACUACGCAUCUUUUCCCGCUUCACCAAAAGACCUUCUUCAUGUAGAAGAACUGCCGGAAAAUGUUAAGUCAUUGUUAAGAAAAAAUACCACUUUAUUAGAAAAAUAACAAACAGAGUUUUGUAAUUAGCACUGUAAUAUGUAUUUAUUUUAGCAUAAAAUUGUAAACAUAAAUAAAGUUUACAAAUAUGUAAGACAAGGCAUUCUUAUUUCGUAUAGCUGUGCCCGCAACUUCGUUCGUCUAAAAUCUCUGUUAACAAUGUAUUUCUUUAAACUUUUGUAAUAUUUUUAAACGACACUAGGAAUUUCUUAAACACCGAGUAAAUUUU